This is a messenger RNA of Solea senegalensis (Senegalese sole), 4354 nucleotides long. RefSeq names its product WWC family member 3 (gene wwc3). Bases 1 to 3774 code for a protein of 1257 amino acids. Gene Ontology annotation, biological process: regulation of DNA-templated transcription; cell migration; regulation of hippo signaling. The transcript has 24 exons. Gene Ontology annotation, molecular function: kinase binding; molecular adaptor activity; DNA-binding transcription factor activity. The record is from RefSeq and is a predicted model, not a curated record. Lineage: Eukaryota; Metazoa; Chordata; Actinopteri; Pleuronectiformes; Soleidae. Gene Ontology annotation, cellular component: cytoplasm.
AUGAACCUCGAGGUUGAUUAUGGAGGUUCCAGCAGCAGCGGCAAUGGAAAGCUGCGCCACUGGCUCAUCGAGCAGGUGGACUGUGGGAAGUAUCCUGGACUUGUGUGGGAGAACAACGAGAAGAGCGUCUUCAGGAUACCGUGGAAACACGCUGGAAAACAGGACUACAAUCGAGACGAGGACGCCGCACUGUUCAAGGCCUGGGCACUGUUCAAGGGCAAGUUUCGGGAGGGGGUUGACAAGCCAGACCCACCGACAUGGAAGACCCGUCUUCGCUGUGCUCUCAACAAGAGCAAUGACUUUGAGGAGCUGGUAGACAGGAGCCAGCUGGACAUCUCUGAUCCAUACAAGGUGUACCGCAUCAUCCCUGAGAGUGCCAAGAAAAGUCAAAUCACUAAACCACUGUCGUUUGCUGACUGCGUUGGAGACGAACUGCCGCUCGGGUGGGAGGAAGUUUACGACCAGCAAGUGGGCGUUUACUACAUCGACCACAUCAACAAGACCACCCAGAUUGAGAACCCACGGACUCAAUGGCGGCAAGAGCAGGAGCGUAUGUUGAAAGAGUACCUGGUCGUGGCCCAGGAGGCCCUGAGAGCCAAGAAGGAGAUGUACCUGGUGAAGCAGCAGCGUCUGGAGCUGGCUCAGCAGGAAAUGCUGCUCUUCCACGAGCUGUCCGAGGACAACCGCUCCAUCACCAGCACUCUCUCCGGCUCGUCCUCGAGUGCUAAAUACGACCCUGACCAAAUCAAAGUGGAGAUCGCCUGCAGACGAGAGCGGCUCUCCAGACUCAAGCAGGAACUGGCCCAGGUGAAGCAGGAGCUGCAGUAUAAGGAGAUGGGAGUGGAGACGCUGCAGGAGAUUGACAGGAAGAUUUCGUGCUGUCAGACCCACUACAAGCUGGACGAGGCUCAGGCCAUUUUCACGGAGCUGCGCAGCAUCAAGAAGGCCAUCAGCUGUGGGGAGAAGGAGAGGCAGGACCUCAUCCAGAGUCUAGCCAAGCUGACGGUGAACUUCCAGAGCAGCUCGUCCAUCAUUGACUCGGUCGGUGGUGAAGUGGUGAACAGCAGUGGUGGGUUACACGUGGGUGAUUCAUGUCAGCAGCAGCAGCAGCAGCAGCAGCAGCAGUUCUGUGACACAGGCUGUCAGACCGACAUCAUGGGAGGAGAGUAUGGUUCCCAGGAUUCUUCUCAUCUGGUGGACAAAGUGAAACUCAACUGGCAGCACGAGGAAGCUAAGAAAAAGGUGCAGAGCAUACAGCACCAGCUAGCACAGUUGGACAGUGAGAGCUGGACGGGGCGGGCGGAGGCGGACCGCGACCGUGACUUCCUGCAGCUCCUGCGUGAGAAGGAGGCUCUCCUGCAGGAGAUCAUCCUGGUCAGCAGGCAGCAGCCUCCUCAUGAGACGCUGCUGCAACUGGAGGAGGAGCGGUGCAGGCUGGAGGAGGAGGUGCAGAGGGCACACAGCUCCCAGAGCCAGGGAGCCAAUCAGAGGAUCCUGCAGCAAGAGAAGAGGAAUGUUCUGCUGAGGCAGCUGGAGGAGGCCACACGCAUCACCACCUACCUUCACUCUCAGCUCAAGAGCUUGUCGGCCAGUUCUCUGACCGUCUCGACCAGCAGCAGUCGUGGUUCUCUGGCGUCUAGCCGAGGCUCGCUGGCGUCUAGUCGCGGCUCCCUUAGCUCCAUCAGCUUCAGCGACAUCUAUGGACUGCCCCAGUACGAGCGCCACGAGGGGGCGCUGGAGCCGCUCGAGUCUCACCUGCGCUACCUGCUGCCUCCAGAGGCGGCGACGUCCAGAGACUGCUCCAUGUUCAACCCCGACCCGCUGACCCAGAGCAAAACCAAGCGCUCCCACGACACGCCGCAGUCCCUUGCCUCGCUCUCCUCCCGCUCUUCGCUCUCCUCCCUGUCUCCGCCCAGCUCUCCGCUGGACACGCCCUAUCACUCCGCCCCUCAGGACUGCCCGCUCACACAGAUGACGGAGGAGUACAUGGAGCAGGCGGGCCGCGGCCUGUUAGAGGGGCUGAGGGCACAGACCCUGACCACGCACACGACCGUGAUGAGCAGCGAGGACGUGGUCAACGCUGCCACCAGCACCGCAACCAAUGCCACAGUCCAUCAGCCAGACAACAAGAGUCACAGAGACGCCAGCGCUCAGGCGGCGUUUACCUCCACAGGAGUGACUCUGAGAGGAAACAGUGCAAACAGGAGUAGCAGAAGAGCGAGGAGAGUCUCUACAGGAGUGUGUGAAGACGCUCUGGCCACAGACAGUGGUGUGUUCGAGGCCUGGGGUCGAAGGACGGAGGAGACGGAGGACAUGUCCUACAUCAAAGAGUCUGUGAGCGAAGACACGCAGAUCCAACUGGGACUGCUGUGGGAGUGUGAGUGUCAGUGUGUACGCCUCCAUGUGCUGCAGCUGAAGAAUGUAAACAUGUCUGUUGUGAGGGACGGACACAAAGUGUAUGUGAAGGUGCACCUCACUCCCCUGGACGUGGGCGGAGCCUGUGCCUUUUACUGUUGCAGUGCGCUGGAGCCUCAGACUCACAUGAGCUUCAAUGAAGGGUUCCGUGUUCCUGUCGCGGUCGGCGCUCUGACCGUGUGCGGCCUCCAGCUGUCCGUCUGCUCGCUAGGACCUCAGGCUCAGGAGGAGCUGCUGGGUACAGCUCAGCUGAGUCUGUCAGACUGUGAUGGAAGCACAGAGAUGGUUUAUCACUGGCUCAGAGUCCAGAUGUUGAGUGGCUCAGAUCUGCUGCAGCCUGAGCUGAAGAACAUCUGUCAGAGGAGACUUCAUGAAGAAGAGGAAGACGAGCAAAGACCCACAGCCACGGACCCCGGCGUUUCCUCUCUGAUGUCUCACUCCACAAACGCCUCUGCUCGUCUGGAGGACGUGGAGAAGAAGGACGAGCGCGUGGAGGCGACGUCUGAGAGGAGCUGGCAGGCGGAGUCAGUGGACAGCGGCUGCGGCAACAGCACAGCGUUCACUGCUCCCUGCUUAGAGGGAGGAGCCUGUGCAGAAGGCACAUGCGUCACCACCGUAGGGCGCUGUGGUCAGACACCGAGUAAACGCUGCGUGAUAAAGGUGGAAAAGUCCACGAUGACCGACGCGGUUUUCCCAGAACCAAUCAGAGUGCGAGCUAAAGAGAGAGGCGGGCGCUGGGGCCACGCCUCCCCGUUUAUGAGAGGAAGCACCAUCGUUCGCUCGCAGACGUUUUCUCCUGGAGCUCGGAGUCAGUACGUGUGCAGGUUGUAUCGCAGUGACAGUGACAGCUCCACUUUACCAAAGAAAUCACCUUUUGUCAGAAACACGUUGGAAAGAAGAACCCUGCGAUAUAAACAGCAGCAGCAGACGUACCACUCGUCUCUGGCCGAGCAGCCGACACGGACGUCUCUGGACCUGGAGCUGGACCUCCAGGCCUGCAGGACGCGUCAGCGGCAGCUGAUGGAGGAAGUGAGCGCGCUCAGAGAGCUGAAGCUGCGACUGGAGGAGCCGCAGAGCAGAGACGCCGCCGCCGAGCUGCCGCACUGGGCGCUGAGAGACGAACGCUUCCGCUGUCUGCUGAGAGAGGCUCAGCGUCAGGCGAGUCAGAGCAAACAGGAGCAGCGUCAGGAGGAGGCGGUGGAGAGGAGGAUGAGGAAAGCUUCAAAAGAAGUUCUUCAGAUGAGAGGACAGAGUCAGAAAGAGCCGCUGCCCGUUCACACCUUCAGAGAGAGGAUGGCGUUCUUCACCAGACCCAGGUUUAACAUAAACAUCCCUCCACUUCCUGCCGACGACGUCUGAAUAAUUUUCCUCCACAAAAAAAACAUGAAGUAUUUUUUUUCCUCAUGAAGUACAAAAGUUAUUUCCACCAGGAGGCGCUGUGACGCACGUCCACCAGAAGGUUUUUGAUAUUUUCACGUCUUUGACACGACAGUUGUUUGAAGAGAGCAAAACAAACAAACUUUUAUUUCCUUCUUUGAGGAAAAACACUCACGCUCUCUCUCUCUCCGUGUCUCUCCAUGUCUCUCUGUCGAGGACGAGAACCAAACAUUCACUGUACUGUAACUUAUUUUAUAGUACUUUUCCUUGAAGGAAAUUUCAAAAUAAAAGACGCUUCCUGCUUUUUUUUAAGUGUAUUUUGUAGCUUUGAACAAAUAGCACUUCAGUGUUUUUUUUCCUCUGUUACUGAAUUCUUAAGAAUUAUUUACAUCAAAUGUCACUUUGUAUCCACUUUUAUUACCGAUGUCCUUUUAUGUUAUUAAAAUUAAUAUUAUUUCAUGUACUUUUCAAUAUAUGGAUGAAAAUAUGAGACACUGUAUUUUUCUGUAUGAACAUCUGCAGUGUUUUUACCUCGUGAAGAUUAAUAAAAACAUUAAGCGAU